This is a messenger RNA of Camellia sinensis, 2178 nucleotides long. RefSeq lists its product as uncharacterized. The record is from RefSeq and is a predicted model, not a curated record. Lineage: Eukaryota; Viridiplantae; Streptophyta; Magnoliopsida; Ericales; Theaceae. Gene Ontology annotation, molecular function: zinc ion binding.
AUGUGUGCAGGUAUGGAAGGGGGAAUUUUGCUGGUGUGUUCGUAUGGUUUAGUUAAUGUUCUUAUUCGGUUGAAUCACGAUUCGUCGUAUGUGAAGAUUGUUGAUGAAAUUUGUGGGAAGUUCGAUGGAUUGGUACCAGGUGCGGUGUGUUUGUUUUUUGAUUUUCCCGGAUAUAAGAAGUUUAAGGUGGAUAGCGACGACGACAUUCAAAACAUGUUGUGCCUUGCUAAGUCGUUCGGGAUAAAUCACAUUGAGGUCGUCAUUCAGGAAAGUAGUGUUGGUGUGGGUGGUAAUCGUGUCGUGUUGGAUUUCGCGGACGAUGGGGGAAUGUCACGGCAUGUUAGCGGGAAUGAGUUCGUGGAUGACCAGAUGGAUUUGUUACCAAUGUAUUGUCCGAACAAAUCGAAGACGUUUCUGUCGGCGCAAUGGGCGCAUGGUAUUACCCAUGUGGGACAAUGUUUUGAUGGUGGAGCAACUGAAUUCCGCGAAGUUCUGUGUAAGUAUGCUGUUGAACGUGGAUUUCAAUUUAAGUAUGUUAAAAAUGACUCCGUGCGAAUUACGGUAGUGUGUAAGUUUGCGGCUUCAACAGAUUGUCCGUGGUCAGUUCAUGCGAGGAUGUUACCGUCAAGUGGGGUGUUAUGUGUUAAGAGGUUUGAUAGUGUGCAUACUUGUGGGGCUGCUGUACGUACUUCUAGGAACCCUCGUACGGGGUCUGAUUUGGUGUCUACAGUUGUUGCAGAUCGACUGCGUGAUAAGCCAUUGACGCGCCCCACUGAUGUCGUGUUUGAUUUGAAGAACGAUUAUGGUUUGGAUAUUAGCUACCGGGUGGCAUGGUUGGGUGUUGAGAAAGCUAGGGGCGAGGUGUACGGGGAUCACGCUACGUCCUUUGAUCAGCUGAGGUGGUAUAGCAAUUCUGUUAUGCAAAAAAACCCAAAUAGUUACAUUAAUCUUGAGUUUGACCCAAAAACCGGGAGCUUUGUUAGGUAUUUCAUAUCAUUUCGCGCUUGUAUAGAUGGGUUCAAACACUGCCGGCCUAUGCUUUUUUUGGAUGGAACGUUUUUGAAAGGUAGAUUUAAAGGUAAUUUGCUCGCAGCUACUGCUAAAGACGCCAAUCAAGGAUUGUUUCCGGUAGCCUUUGCUAUUGUUGAUUCCGAGAAUUCAGCUAAUUGGGAAUGGUUCCUUCAUAAUUUGAAAGAAGUUGUUGGGGGUGGGCGAACAUUGACUUUCAUAUCUGACCGCCAUGUCGGAUUAUUACACUCUAUGCCCAUUAUUUUCCCUUCAGCGCAUCAUGCAUAUUGUUUGUUGCAUCUGCAAAUGAACUUGCGGGAUCGAAUGAAAUAUGUUAAUGCAUCGCACAAAAUUGGGUUGAUGCGAAAGUUACGGGAAUGUGCAUAUGCGCCCACUGUUGAUUGUUUCAAUGAGAAAUUGGAGGAAUUGAAGAAGGCCAACCCAGCUGUGAUUGAAGAUUUUAUGAAAGACCUGCACCCCAAACACUGGUCUAAUGCGUAUUUUAGGGGCCAACGGUAUGGGGAGAUGUGCUCAAAUGCUGCGGAAUCUUUCAACAAUUGGGUUGGUGAGGCUCGUCAUCUCCCCGUCACGAGAUUGGUCGAUAUGAUAAGGGGUCAAAUAAUGGAGCAGAUGUCGGAGCGCAGAGUUAAAUGCAGUAAAUGGGACGGUGUUAUAGUUCCGAAAAUGGAGAAAAAAUUGGUGGCAGCGUAUAACAACAGCAGGGCUUGGUGUGUUAGCCAGGCUAAUGAUGAUGUCUAUGAGGUCCACUCCCACCCAUCGGUGUUGGUUGAUGUCGGCAAGCUGACAUGUUCUUGUUUUCAGUGGCAGAUCAGCGGGUUCCCAUGUUCCCAUGCUGUGGUUGCAUUCCGUAAUAGUGGAAGAAACAUCUACGAUGCCAUAGACUCCGCAUUUUGCAUUGAUACAUUUCGAGCUACUUAUAGCGGAACCAUAUACCCCAUCCCAACAGUGGGGAGGCCACUGUUUAACCCAGCUGAAUGUUUGAUAGCUCCGCCGACGGCCAAGCGUCCCCCCGGUCGGCCAAAACGGAAGAGAAUUCCGUCCAAGGGGGAGGUAGUGCAACGUAUACGUUGUGGUCGUUGCGGAAAAGUGGGCAAUCACAAUAGGAAGACAUGCAAAGAGCCAUUACAGUUGGGCUGCCAUAUGAUUUAA